AUGCUUCUUCUACUCACUAAUUACACCACCAGCUACCUCCUUCUGUCAAUUCUUCCCCCUCCGUGGAACCAGAACGAAACACAAGACCCACCGCGCCAUUGCGACAGUGGAGGAAAAUCGAGAUUCUCCCUCCCUCGCGUGAAGCCUCGCUCUCUCGCUCGUCUCACUCUAACAUACAAAACUUUCAAACAAACAAAAUGCAGACUACGGCUAAAGCGAAAAAGUUUGAAAUCGAAACGAGUUACCUUCGACGAAUUCGACACAGUGAUGACAACUUCUAGGUUUGUAUUUCUUCUACAUUCUUCAUCCAUCUCCAAUGCCUUGAGACAAUGA
Molecule: messenger RNA, 333 nt
Organism: Lathyrus sativus (Indian pea)
Lineage: Eukaryota; Viridiplantae; Streptophyta; Magnoliopsida; Fabales; Fabaceae
Source: the annotation of a GenBank genome assembly